AUGACCUUAGCCAUUAUAGCUACCUUUUUUGUUGAUGAUUUUGAUUAUCAAUUUGCUAUAUUCUUUGUUAUGUUUGUAUCAGGUGGUAUCCUAGGCUGUGCUAUGGCCCUUCGAGUCGAGAUGAUUAACAUGUCACAAAUGGUAGCAGCGCUUCACAGUUUUGUCAGCCUCGCUGCCACUCUUGUAUCAUUUGGCCACUAUUUGCUUCACACUGAUCAGGACAACUUAGCAAGAAUUGAGACAAACCUUGGAGUCUUUAUUGGAGCUGUCAUUUUUACAGGAUCAGUUGUUUCAUGGGGAAAAUUAGAAGGAUUCAUAAGAAGCCAGCCUUUAAUAAUACUAGGAUGGGGGCGGCAUGUGAUUAAUAUCUUAUGCAUAGCCGCUUGUACAAGAACUUUUCUGUUAUAA
Messenger RNA from Blepharisma stoltei, 408 nucleotides. Lineage: Eukaryota; Ciliophora; Heterotrichea; Heterotrichida; Blepharismidae. The record is from the annotation of a GenBank genome assembly.